AUGGCCCUCUUAGCAUUCACAUCCGGCCCGCUCGCGCCCUUCUCCGCCUUCCUGGCCUGCUGCACUGAAGCCGCCACUCUGACCUCCAUCGCCGCGAAAUCCUGGUUCCUUGGCGACGCCCUCGUUGAUACGUUCGACGCCACGCUCAUGGCGCGCGGGCAGGAGAAUCUCGUGGCACAGGGCAGGGAGGUGAAGAAGGGGAAGGGCGAUGUGUUUUGGAAGCUUGGGAAGCUAGCGAAGCGUCCCUUUGCCGGGUGGACGCCUACUGCGUUGGUCAGGGGGAAGGGAGAGGGACCAGCCGGGUUGGGGAGGUAUUUUCAGUUGAAGGGAUGGGGGGCUAGGGAGAAGGAGGAGCAUGUCAAGAGUAGGAGGGGGGCCUAUACGAGCUUGGGCAUUGCGAGUGUGCUGUUGGAGAUGGUACCGGUGGUCAAUAUCAUCUUUGCGUUCACGAAUACAGUUGGAGCGGCGCUUUGGGCUGCUGAUAUGGAAAAGGGGCAUGCGCAGCAGGAGGGUGGAAGCGGAAGGGGAUUGAGAAGUAGGGAUAAGAAAGCUCAGUGA
Bacidia gigantensis is the source of this 558-nucleotide messenger RNA. RefSeq lists its product as uncharacterized. The record is from RefSeq and is a predicted model, not a curated record. The transcript is spliced from 3 exons. Gene Ontology annotation, cellular component: prospore membrane; ascospore wall; lipid droplet. Bases 1 to 558 code for a protein of 185 amino acids. NCBI's taxonomy places the organism in Eukaryota, Fungi, Ascomycota, Lecanoromycetes, Lecanorales, Ramalinaceae.